Gasterosteus aculeatus aculeatus (three-spined stickleback) is the source of this 4554-nucleotide messenger RNA. It is a transcript of the gene gabra6b, whose product is annotated as gamma-aminobutyric acid type A receptor subunit alpha6b. Gene Ontology annotation, biological process: monoatomic ion transmembrane transport. Gene Ontology annotation, cellular component: membrane. Gene Ontology annotation, molecular function: extracellular ligand-gated monoatomic ion channel activity; GABA-A receptor activity. The record is from RefSeq and is a predicted model, not a curated record. Lineage: Eukaryota; Metazoa; Chordata; Actinopteri; Perciformes; Gasterosteidae.
GAUAGUAUUAGUGCACUUCUCCACGCAGCCGCUCUGUUUUCUGUUUUUUUUAUCCUCGCCAUCGCCUCCACUCAACAUCCUUAUUUAAUGAAUAAAUAACCGUCAUCAUCUCCAUCAAACAGACGCAUGUUUUAAAUAUACAAGUUGCUUUUGGGAGCGUGGGGGAGUCUUGUAAGGAGUCUUUUUAAGAGCUCCGUUAAUGCCCCCCGCCCCCCCCUUCCUCUUCACUCUCUCAAAAACUCUUCAGGUUUGGUCUAACUGAGCGAUUCCGAGGCGGGCGCAACCGCACUGGAGGGGAAGUCAAGUCGUGCCAGACUGGCGCGAUAUAUCCUCGCACGGUUCGCAACUAAAAGAAGAUCCGACGCGCGUUUAAUCAUGCUUUUAAAUGAUGGGAGAUGCUGAUUUUAAAAGUUGACCAGGGAUUUCUAGUUGUGGGGUGUUUGCGAGGGAUGGCUUUCCUUUUAACUUGCUUAUGUCUGUCUUGUUACAGUGUAAGCGGUGUUUGGGGAAAUCAGAACGGCGAUACCAGCAUCUAUUUGGACAACAUCACGCGCAUAUUGGAUAGAUUACUGGAUGGCUACGACAACAGGCUGCGACCUGGAUUUGGAGGUCCAGUUACAGAGGUCAAAACUGACAUCUUUGUCACCAGCUUUGGACCUGUUUCAGAUGUUGAGAUGGAAUACACCAUGGACGUCUUCUUCCGCCAGACCUGGAUUGACGAGCGGCUGAAAUUCGAGGGCCCUAUCGAGAUCCUGCGGCUCAACAACCUGAUGGUCAGCAAGAUCUGGACGCCGGACACCUUUUUCCGGAAUGGCAAGAGGUCGAUCUCUCACAACAUGACCACCCCCAACAAGCUGUUCCGCAUCAUGCAGAACGGAACUAUCCUCUACACCAUGAGAUUAACCAUAAAUGCAGAGUGUCCCAUGCGCCUGAUGAACUUCCCCAUGGAUGGCCAUGCCUGUCCGCUCAAGUUCGGGAGUUAUGCUUACCCCAUGAGCGAGAUCGUGUACACUUGGAAGAAAGGUCCCCAGUCCUCUGUGGAGGUGCCACAGGAAUCGUCCAGUCUGUUGCAGUACGACCUCAUCGGUCAGACGGUGUCAAGUGAGAGACUAAAGUCCAACACAGGUGAAUAUGUCAUCAUGACGGUCCACUUCCACCUGCAGAGGAAAAUGGGCUUCUUCCUGAUUCAGACGUAUAUUCCCUGUAUCAUGACCGUCAUCCUGGCCCAAGUCUCUUUCUGGAUUAAUAAAGAAUCAGUUCCAGCGAGGACGGUGUUUGGUAUCACCACGGUCUUGACCAUGACAACACUCAGCAUCAGUGCCCGCCACUCCCUCCCCAAAGUUUCUUACGCCACGGCCAUGGACUGGUUCAUCGCCGUUUGCUUUGCCUUCGUUUUCUCCGCGCUGAUCGAGUUUGCGGCCGUCAACUACUUCUCCACCCUGCAGGCCAACAGGGAACUGAAGAAAGCGGCGGCCACCAAGGCGGCUCAGGAGGCGGCUGCAGCUGCGCAACCGGCUGCGGCCACGGGGAUCGACGGAGACAUUUCCUCGCUGGAUGCCAGCAGUGUGCUGAAGAAGAGGAUGAACUCUGCCUCGCUGUUUGACCGCCCUGCCAAAACAUUUCCCAACCCACCUGUCAAUGCCCAAGCCUUCCUGCAGCAGGGUUCAGCGGUGCCGGACAACAACGUCCUGACGGGCACCAGCAUCAUCGACAAAUACUCCCGCAUCCUUUUCCCGCUCUCGUUCGGCGCCUUCAACCUGGUUUACUGGAUCGUCUAUCUCACUAAGGACACCAUGGAGAUGUCCAGGGAUCCCGUGUAAGCCAAUGGUUCUUCGUCUUCCUGGAAACAUGUCCUACACACAUACGUAUUCACAAUAAAUAGGUGACAGACGCUUGCCAAGCACUAUUUUAAGCCGUCUCAGUGCAUUGUAUUUCUUUUUAAAGAACUCCCUUGGAAAGCGAGUGUUUUAAGAGCAGAUGUACCGGCUCCUAUUGCCAACUUGACCCGGGAGCUCACAGCCGGUGGGCACCAGGCUCUGGAAUCAUUUCAAACAGGUAGUGCAGCAUCUCUCUCCGUGUGUCCCUCACUUCUUUUGUUUUUUCUAUCCCCGGUGGACGGGCCAAGAUGCAGCAGCUGAGCAAGCCGGGCUGCACAACCAGAGGCACUACUGUUUUUUUAACUUGUUUUUAUAGCUGUCAGCGUGCAACAUGCAUGCGGUUCCACAAGUAGUGACUUUGCAUGUUGUUUAAAAAAAAAUACACUUCCUCCUCUAUGAUGCUUAGUGCUCAUUAAUGGGAACGACGUAGCCUGUUGAAUCCAGUGAACUCACAGCUCUUCUUUCUCCUCUUUUCUUUCCCUACAACCAAUCAUUUUUAAUACAUUGGUUUAAUUUCCCUCCAAAUGGUGGAGGACAGGCGGCGUCAGAGGAAAUCUUCAAAGGGUUUUUUGCGGAGUGUUCCACGGACACACGGGUCUGGUUGAAUAUUAACUGUCACGUGCAUGUGUUGAUGGAGAAAUGUGCAUGUAUAGAAUUAAAAUGGAAAUAGCUCCUUGAUUUACAUGAAAUAGAAAUGCAGUGACGAACGACCAUCAUAAAAAUACAAAGCUGAAAUCUGUAAUCAAUCUAGAAUUAUAGAGACACAGUACCUUGGAACAAGUGAGGAAUAAAUAAUGCGUCAGAGAGUCGUUUUUACUGAAGCCUUUGUCAUCUUUCCCCAGAGAAGAUUAGGUCAUUUUUACGCAAUAAUUGUAAUCAUUUUUCUUUUGUACUGUCUGUACUUAUUGCAUCUGUUUUAAUUAGACUUAAAGGAUUCCUACACUGGUUGCCAAUUAUCUUUUGAGAUGACGGCACACGCUUCUUUUGAAAAAGUAGCAAAAAAUAGUUGCCUAAACCCAUCAUCAUCAAUUAAAUAAAAAAUAAAAAAACACAUUUUCAUAAAUAGUCCACUUGUGUGGAUUUGCAUAUUUCUGUGCAGAGCUUCUAAUUAAGUACAGAUUGUGUGACAUAUUUAAACCCUGCGGUGUCUAAAUAUAAACGUAUUGGUGACUGCUUCCUCACGACAUCCAUCAUCCGUGAGGAUGUUCUCAUUAAAGGUGUCCCUUAUUAACACGGCACCUUUUGAAAUGGAAUCAAAAAGCCAACAAUCCAUCUGGUUGUUUACUGGGUGUCAGUUAUUAAAGACAAAUCCAACUCACACUUAAUGUUAAAAUUAGGAGGAAAAGUGUGCAUAUUUUUUCAAAAUACAUAGUGUUCAUACGCAUACAUAUCACAUCCUGGUGAUUUGUAGUUUUGUUCUGGUUUGGAAAGAAACUUUUAAUUUGCUGUAUUUAUGUGUAUUUCCUGAAAGACCUUCUGAUUUGUAACAACACCAGAAUGGUCGAGCUCACUUCAACCAUACUGAUAAGAGUAAUAAAUAAUUAUUAUUCAAUGAUUCGGCAUUAACAUAAAAUAAUUAUAUUCAACGCUAGAAAAAUGCAAUAUUGAUUCUGGUUCGACCCCCCCAGGUUUGUUAUUUCAUGAAACUGGUUGCAAACAGGGAACUCAAUCAUCAAAAGUUAUUGGAGAAUCCCUCCGACUGGCAACAGCUCGGAUUGCAUCCAGUGCCAGAGAGUUUUUAAUUAUUGCUUUUUACAACAUCCAUGAAAUACAGCAACGGUAUGAUGAGCGAGAGUCAUGGGUGAGGCUGCAAAAACGUAAAAAGGCAAACAUUUGACGAGACAAUUAUGGGGAUCAAAGAAUGUCUUCGUUCUAAGGACUGUUGCAUGUUUUCUUUAUUAUUUGUGGACUAAGGGAACAGUUGUUUCAGACCGUAUGGACUCUUUGAAUCCCCAAUAACCUGCAAUGGGACGGUGUGACAGAGUGAGCUUCUUCUCAGGCGAUUGAGCUCGUUGUCUCCUACAAGCGACACCCGUAGAUCUGCCCUCUGACCCCGGCCUAGCGGCUCGCCUACGAGAGCUGCGCUUGCAUGACCUCUGCCCCUUCAUGUGCUUGUUAGGAUCGCUGAAUGUAGAAGGUUUUGAACUCCAUAGUAUAUUGAAUUAUAUUGCUAUGGCGACUGAGGCCACGGACUCCACAGGCAUGGGCUUUAUUGAUUGUUUCAUUUAGUCAGUUAAUCUCUUCUGUUUUUUUCUUUCUUAAAUUACACAAGUCACACGCCUAGAAAUUGUGCACACAAUUUAGAAGACGAUGAAUGCUCUACAUUGUUGUUUGUAUCUGUAUAUUUUGUGAAUAUGAUUACGUUUUGAUGUAGGCGCCUGUUUGUAUUCUGACUAUACGACCCUGCUUGAAGAUCAGCUACACUGCAUUCACAUUUGUACCGGUUUGAACGACAAGACUACAAACUUUUGUAUUUCUAACAGUUUGGAUCAUCCACGUUUUUCUCCUUGUACACAUUCCUCUCCAUUAGUUGUGAUCAGGAACGCCUGUUUUUACCGGAACAGAGAAUAAUAUUUGCAUUCAGCUCGUUUGUCCCCUGUGAAUAGAUGAACCCGCACUUCUUUUCCCACAUGAUUGUAUAUUACUAUGUUCAAUAAAGCCAGAUUAUGUAUAUAAA